AUGGCAUAUGCUACCUCAGAAAUUCAAGACGAGCCUCCUAAUGAUGGGUCCAGUGACUCAGAAACCGCCCUUCGACCUGCACUGUGUGAUCACACCUGCCCUGGGGACUCGGAGCUGAGGUCUAUGGUGGAGGAAAGUGCCUUUCAGGCUCUGUGCGAAGAAACCCUGACCAAAAGGCCACGUCGCACAUUCUGUGCCUCUGAACCGGAGGAGGAUAAUGACUUCCUGUCCAUGACCUUUCCCAGAAAACUGUGGAAGAUCGUUGAAAGCGAGCAGUUUAAGUCUAUCUGGUGGGAUGAGAACGGAACUUCUAUAGUGAUUAACGAAGAGCUCUUUAAGAAGGAAGUUUUGGAAAGAAAGGCCCCUUUCAGAAUAUUUGAAACGGAUAGUAUGAAAAGUUUAGUUCGACAGCUUAACCUUUAUGGAUUUAGUAAAAUGCGACAGAAUUUUCAGAGGUCUGCCUCUCUAGCUGACUUUCUGGCAGAAGAAAAAGAAGUCUCUGUUCUAAGCAAGUUACAGUUCUUUCAUAAUCCCAAUUUUAAACGAGGCUGUCCCCAACUCCUAGUGAGAGUGAAAAGAAGACUUGGAAUUAAACAUGCUUCUCCAGCAUCUUCAUUAUUUCAAGAUUUCAACAAGAAGCACUUUGGAGGACGGGGUCAUGUGGAUAACCAUAAUUCUGGUUUGGUUGCUGAAACAAGUGAAGAAAGUGUAUUUUCACAGUCCACAAAUUUAAAUAUGCCUCUCAUCAGAAGUCCUGCUACCAGCCAAAUAAUUGUUAAGACAACUGCUCACAUGAGAAGUAAUUUUUCUCCUCCGUCAUCUGCUUUAGCGAGACCAUCAGAACAAGCUGCCAGGGAUCGACGUGCUGUUUCAGACCCGCGGACCACCUGCCCUGCGCACUCACACAGCAGCUGCGCUCAGGCGAAUUUCAUCCCAACCGCGACCUCCGCUCUUCAGAACCACAUCAUUUCUCCCUUACAGAGAAGCUAUUUUGAAAGAAUGGUGCAUCCUUCUACUUUUCCCAAUAGAUAUUCUUAUUCAUCGGUCAUUGAUGGUCUUCCUCCUACCCUGCAACUGGCCGGCAGCCCAAGCUUCCCAAUGCCGGUGAUAGCUGAUACAUCUGCUGCCUCUUUCCAGGGCAACUCCUCAGAUACCUUGAUUACAUGA
Molossus molossus (Pallas's mastiff bat) is the source of this 1167-nucleotide messenger RNA. RefSeq names its product heat shock transcription factor, Y-linked-like. The transcript has 2 exons. Gene Ontology annotation, molecular function: sequence-specific DNA binding; DNA-binding transcription factor activity. Gene Ontology annotation, biological process: regulation of DNA-templated transcription. The record is from RefSeq and is a predicted model, not a curated record. The coding region runs from base 1 to 1167 and encodes 388 amino acids. NCBI's taxonomy places the organism in Eukaryota, Metazoa, Chordata, Mammalia, Chiroptera, Molossidae.